AUGAUCAAGCGCGCCCUUGAUGCUGGCGCCCAUGGAAUCAUGACUCCAAUGUGCCACUCUGCAGAGGAUGCGGCCAAGGUCGUUAGCUACUGCAAGUACCCACCUGUGGGAAGCCGAGGAUUCGGACCCAUGUUUGCGCCACACGCAUUCCCCGGCGUAAAGCCAGAGGACUAUAACGAGAAGACACACAACGAUAUCCUUGUGGUUGUACAGAUUGAAUCUCGACCUGGAGUUGAGAAUGUAGAGAAGAUUGCCGCUGUUGAGGGUCUGGAUGUGCUUUUCAUUGGACCAUUCGAUCUCGCCAAGCAGAUGCGUGUCACCCACGGUGGCGAAGAGCAUGAAGCUGCUAUCCAGCGUAUCCUGGACGCGGCGCGGUCGGCAGGAAAGAAGGCUGCUAUCUUCUGUUCCGGUGGUGAUGAUGCGCUUCGUCGUACCCAGCAAGGCUUUGAUAUGGUUUCGAUUAACACCGAUGUUGCUGUAUUUGGGGACGGCAUGCUGCGCGAAUUGGCACUGGCCAAGGGCGACUCCAAGCCUGAACAAGGGAAGGGAGGUUACUAA
Molecule: messenger RNA, 558 nt
Organism: Penicillium olsonii
Lineage: Eukaryota; Fungi; Ascomycota; Eurotiomycetes; Eurotiales; Aspergillaceae
Source: the annotation of a GenBank genome assembly